AUGGAGAGGCUUGAGGCAGCGAUUUCUGAUCUUGCCAAUCUGGACAGUGUGCAGGUCGAUGAGCCGGGGGACGACAGUGGGUACACAACUCCUACACCCUUAUGGGUAUACCAUCUGGAAAGAGCAGAAAUGUCAACUGCAGCGGAACAGAAGGAGAAGUUCUUCACUGUGUCCUACAGGUGGGGCACCAUGAGCGAAAGCCACUUGAAGGCAUUUUGUCAGGCGGCUGGGAAGACUCUCGGGGGAAUGACCGGAUGGGUGGACCAAUUGUGCAUCAACCAGAAAUGUGCAGAGGAGAAAGGUCAAGAGAUCAAAAGGAUGACGAAUUAUUAUGCCUCAGCAUCAUUAAAUCCCGUCUUACUUCAAGGAGUUGAGGGGGCUCCGCGACUUAGAUGCCUAUACCAAGAGAUAGGGCCCAGGACUGCUAGCUUGUUAAGUGAGGCCGAGAAGCGGGAGGUGGGUGGGCUGGUGACGAUGGUUGGCAAAGAUGACUACUUCACCAGAGUCUGGACCUUCCAGGAACAGAAGCUCGGACGAGAGAGCCUGUUCAUGAUGGCAGAUGGCAUGGUACCUGGGAUGGAACUGGUAUGGAACUGGUCACGUUGA
Messenger RNA from Diaporthe citri, 606 nucleotides. RefSeq lists its product as uncharacterized. The transcript has a single exon. Bases 1 to 606 code for a protein of 201 amino acids. The record is from RefSeq and is a predicted model, not a curated record. NCBI's taxonomy places the organism in Eukaryota, Fungi, Ascomycota, Sordariomycetes, Diaporthales, Diaporthaceae.